AUAUUUAAUUUACUCAAAUUGUUCACACUUUAAUUUGGAUUGGACUAGAUGCUAUCAUGCUAUAAAUUAAGUCCUUUGCUUUCCUUACAAUCCUCCACCUCCCUCUUAUUCAAAAACAGUGUCUAGGCUCAUUAAGCCAUAGCAGAAAUGACUUCCUUUUUAUCAACAUCUAGUUCAAAGUUCUUCAAUUCAAAACUACAAUAUUGCUUGUUUUGGCUAUUAAUUGGUGUAGCUUCAGCUCAAUUAUCACCAAAUUUCUAUUCAAGCUCAUGCCCAAAUGCACUUUCCACAAUCCAAUCUGCUGUUCAAUCUGCUAUAAAUAAUGAGACUCGCAUGGGAGCAUCCUUACUCCGGCUUCAUUUCCAUGAUUGCUUUGUAAAUGGAUGUGAUGGUUCCAUUUUACUCGAUGACACAGCAAAUUUCACUGGUGAGAAAACAGCGGUUCCAAAUCUAAAUUCAGUUAGGGGUUUUGAAGUGAUUGAUACCAUUAAAUCACAAGUUGAGAAUGUAUGCGCCGGUGUUGUAUCUUGUGCUGAUAUAUUAGCAGUUGCUGCUAGAGAUUCUGUGGUUGCGCUUGGUGGACAAAAUUAUACCGUGUUACUUGGAAGAAGAGAUUCCACAACAGCAAAUAUGAGUGCAGCUAAUUCCAGUCUUCCUGCUCCUACUUUCAAUCUUUCCCGACUUAUUACUUUGUUUUCCAACCAUGGCUUUAAUGCCCAAGAGUUGGUUGCUUUGUCAGGUGCACAUACUAUAGGGCAAGCAAGAUGCACUACAUUCCGACCACGUAUCUAUAACGAUACUAACAUAAAUUCCACAUUCGCCACAUCUCUACAAUCAAAUUGUCCUCAGACCGGAGGUGACAACAACACUUCACCACUCGAUACUACCCCGAACACGUUCGACAAUGCCUACUUCAACGACUUGUUAAGCCUAAAGGGUCUUCUUCACUCGGACCAAGAAUUGUGGAGUGGUAAUACUACUGGAACCACGGAUAAUCAAGUCUCGGCUUAUAGUUCAAAUUCGACGGCAUUCUUUAGGGAUUUCUCCAAUGCUAUGAUAAAGAUGGGUAACAUGAGUGUUCUUACAGGUACAAGUGGAGAAAUAAGAACAAAUUGUAGGAAGCCAAACUCAGCUGGUUUGAACUUGAUUGACACUAAGAUUAUUGAUCUAAUCACAACUAUAUUUAAUAUUUCCAAUAUAAUGGAGUUUUUCUUAUCAUCUUUUGGAUCCAAGUUUUUCUGUUUUAAGCUUCAAUAUUACUUGUUUUUAGUACUCAUUGGAGGAGCUUCAGCUCAAUUAACACCAAAUUUCUAUUCAAACUCGUGCCCAAAUUUACUAUCCACAAUCCAAUCUGCUGUGAGGAAUGAGGCUCGCAUGGGAGCAUCCUUGCUUCGGCUUCACUUCCAUGAUUACUUUGUUAAUGGUUGUGACGGUUCGAUUUUACUCAAUGACACUGCCAAUUUUACUGGAGAACAAAGUGCAACUCCAAAUAUUAAUUCGGUGAGAGGCUUUGAGGUGAUCGACAACAUAACAGCUCGGGUUGAGAGUAUAUGUGCUGGUGUUGUAUCAUGUGCUGAUAUUUUAGCAGUUGCUGCUAGAGACUCCGUUGUUGAGCUUGGUGGACCAAGUUGGACCGUGCUACUAGGAAGAAGAGAUUCAACCACAGCAAAUUUAACUGCAGCUAAUGUCAAUCUUCCUGCUCCAACUAUGAAUAUAAGCGAGCUCACUAAAAUGUUCUCUGACAAAGGACUUAAUCCACAAGAUUUGGUUGCUUUAUCAGGAGCUCACACUAUUGGUGUUGCAAAAUGCUUGAAUUUCCAAAAUUGCCUCUCACAAGACUCCAACAUAAACCCCACAUUUGCUUCAUCUUUACAAGGAACUUGCCCUAGGGAUGGGUCAAGGGCUAACAACACCGUGCCACUCGACGCAACCCCAACGACGUUUGAUAAUGUCUACUUCAAUAACUUGUUGAUUUCACAAGGUCUACUUCACUCCGACCAGGAAUUGUUCAAUGGUACUGGAUCAACAGACUCUAUAGUCUCGUCUUAUAGUUCAAAUUCUUCAACAUUCUUUAGAGACUUUGCCAAUGCAAUGAUAAAGAUGGGAAACAUUGAUGUUAUUACGGGCACAAAUGGAGAGAUUAGAACUAGUUGUUGGAAGACCAACACUGAUGCUUCAACCUUGAUUAAAGAGAAGAUUUUCGAUAUAAUCACAACUCUCUUUGAUGUUUAA
This is a messenger RNA of Chenopodium quinoa (quinoa), 2232 nucleotides long. RefSeq lists its product as uncharacterized. Gene Ontology annotation, molecular function: peroxidase activity; heme binding. The coding region runs from base 148 to 2232 and encodes 694 amino acids. Lineage: Eukaryota; Viridiplantae; Streptophyta; Magnoliopsida; Caryophyllales; Amaranthaceae. Gene Ontology annotation, biological process: response to oxidative stress; hydrogen peroxide catabolic process. The transcript has 8 exons. The record is from RefSeq and is a predicted model, not a curated record.